AUGGGUAAACUUGAUGGUAAAAUUGCUUUAAUUACUGGUGGAUCAGAUGGUAUUGGAUUAGAAACUGCUCAACAGUUUAUUAAUGAAGGUGCUUAUGUAUUUAUCACUGGUCGUCGUCAAGAAGUACUUGAUGCAGCAGUAAAAAAAAUUGGUAAAAAUAUCUCGGCAAUUCAAGGUGAUUCAUCAAAAUUAGAUGAUCUUGAUAAAAUUUAUAAAGUAAUUAAAGAACAAAAGGGCAAGUUAGAUAUACUCUUUGCAAAUGCUGGUGUUGCCAGUUCGAUGCCAUUAGAAUCAAUUACUGAAGAAUUUUAUGAUAAUAUGUUUAAUAUUAAUGUUAAAGGUGUACUUUUUACUGUUCAAAAAGCUUUACCACUUUUAAAUGAUGGUGCAUCUAUUAUAUUGAAUGCAUCAGUUGUUUCAAUCAAAGGAGCACCAGCAUCAAGUGUUUAUUUUGCAACUAAAGCUGCCGUUCGUUCAUUUGCUCGUUGUUUCUGUGUUGAUUUAAAAGAACAUAAAAUUCGAGUGAAUGCUAUUAGCCCUGGCCCUAUUGAUACUCAUAUGAUACACAAUUUGGGAAAUACAAAAGAAGCUUCAAAAGCUAUUGCUGAUAGCCUUACAUCAUCAACUGUUUUAGGACGACUUGGUCGUCCAAUUGAAAUUGCCAAAGCAGUAGUAUUUUUAGCUUCAGAUGAUAGUUCAUAUGUAACUGGUAUUGAACUUUUUGCUGAUGGUGGUGCUGGACAAAUUUAA
Adineta steineri is the source of this 750-nucleotide messenger RNA. NCBI's taxonomy places the organism in Eukaryota, Metazoa, Rotifera, Eurotatoria, Adinetida, Adinetidae. The record is from the annotation of a GenBank genome assembly.